UAACAUAAAAAAUAAAUUGCUACAGACAUUCGUUAGUACCAAAGACAGUAAAAUCGUUGAGACAUUUUUUUAUCAUCCCAACAAGAAGUUAGGCAAAAUUAUUGAUAGGUAAUUUUUAAUAGAAUAAUUAAGAAAUUGGAUCGCAAAACAAAUCUUAACAGAAAAAUUGUGAUUUAAUUUAAAAAUUGAAAUUGUUUUAUUCGAGAGUGAUAAAAGUGAAUAAUAAUAAUAGUAGUAAAUGAUGCAAUUGGUUUGUCGCGCUACUUGAAAUUCAAAGGAACCAAAUUUUCCGGAAAUAAAUUUUCCUCAAGUUCUAUGUGAAAAGGACGAGGAAGAAAUAAGAUGGAGGGCAAAAUGGAUGAUGGAAAGAGCAACCGAACAAAUGCCGAGGUUGACUUCGACUAACUGAAAAGUUUGACGCAUUGUCGUGGAAUAAACGCAGAAAGGAUUGUUGCACGACGUUCAUUUCAUGCAGAAAACUUUAAAAUGUUAUCCUGCUUUCUUUUGCGGUUUCUUCCUCCAUUCCCCCCAUUUUUAUUUUCUCUCCUUUUUUCCCCAUAAUUUCUCUCUCUUUUUCAAUAACUCAAGUAUCCAUAAUUAGGUCCAUUCGACAAGAGAAGAUUAUAUAGAAAAAGAAAAAAAUAAAAUGACGAAUAACACAUUUAACCACGAAGGAAAAGAUGGUGCAGUUCUACAAAUUAAUUCUGAUGGCUAUAAUCACAAUUUUUCUGAUAAUUUAUCGAUCGAUAUUGAGAAUGCAAGUUGCACACAUUCUCGAAACAGGUCACCGAUACCAAGACGAGGAAGUAUUUCCUUGAGUGCAGUUGUUCAUCACCGAAGAGCUAUCUUUGGCGCACUCAUAUCAAGGAUGGGAAGUAACAUUUCUCUACCAUCGACUUUAAAUCAAGAUCAGGAUUUACCAUUAAAUAACCCAUCAACAUAUAAUCAAAUAGCACAAAUUGCUCCUAUGAAUUUAUCUCAGCCAAUGGAGAAUUUAGAUUCUGAGAAUAAUAAUUUACAAGAACAAUUAAUGCAAUUGACGCCUGUAAAUACAGAAAAUAUUCCACUUUCUAAUUUGAGUGUUAAAGGAAGUAUUUCAGUAAGUAGAGUACAAAAUCGGUCACGUUCUAAGAAAAAUAGUCAUGCUCCACAUGCAGAGAUUAUAUCUUCUAUAAGUAUACUUUACGCUAAGUUAUUAAUAGUUGUUGGGGUUGCUAUUCCAGUAACGGCAAGUGUAAGUCAACAAGUUCCUCCCGCUUUGGAUCAGGGAUUUUAUCUUUAUCUUUAUAUAGUUAGCGUUGUAUUUCUCAUUACUUUGUAUUCAACAUUACUCAGAGACAAGGCUGUCAAGAAUUUAUUAGUGAAACAUGCCAAACGAGAAGAAAGAUAUAACACGAAUGAAAAUUCUAAAAUGGAAAUUAACUUGGGGGAUGAUUACAAACAAACGGCCAAAAACCAUUUUCAUCGUCGACAAGUUCAGCAAUACGGGAGCUUUUGUUUGCGACUGGGGACCGUUGGUUUUGGAGCAGGGUCGUUAGUAUUUACCGGAUUGCAAAUUGGCGCGGAAAUAGUAUCCGGACCAUUUAGAGCUAUUACCCCAACAGCAAGGCUCCUAUUGGUGAUGGCUCAGAUGCAUUUUAUAUUUUUAAAUAGUAAAUGUUUAGAGCUCACGAAACAUGGUGCUUUUGCAAAAUUGGGUUUAAUGCAUAUGAUUGCCACAAAUCUUUGCGAAUGGUUACAGGCACUGGUAGAGGAAACACAGCAUGAGAUCGUCCAAUUGGAACACGCGCACGAGGGUGACGACGGCAUCCUAAAAACCCUUCUCAGAGAUGCAAGUCCUUUCCUAUUUCCAUGCACGAUCGAGUUCAGUUUAAUCUGCGCAGUCAUUCUAUUUGAAAUGUGGAAAUGCGUUGACAAAAGAGUCACUAACUCAACGAAAUAUGAAUCCUCAGCAAGAUCCCUUCAUCAUCUUAGUAUCGAUUGCGGUAGUGCUCAUAGGGGUUUAUUUGGAGGUAUUCUAAUAAUAGCAGCGACCGUAUUGAGCCUGAUAAUGUUUUUUGUAUUGAAAGAUUCUCAACCAAAAAUUGCAAUUCAACAAGUAACGGCCCUAGAGAUUGCAAUUCAAAUUUCAGGUGCUCUGGCUGCUAUUGGGGCAGCGCUCAAGUUACAAAAUCUCGAGCACAAGAACACGAAGCCACCGAGACUUGACGCCACUUUAUUAGCGGCAGCUCAAGCCGGUGUAUAUCUUCACAGCUUCUUUGGUGCAGUAGGUGGAAUCUUAACACGAGGACCUAUAUGGGGACUUCUUCUAGGCUUGGACUUCCUCGCUCUACUACAAAGUACCAUGCAAACUUUGCUCAUCAAGAUCGCUUGGCGACGAAGAUCAACAACAAAUGAAAAACCCGGUAAGGAGCUAAUAACAUUUUUGAUUGUCGUUAAUGUGGCACUUUGGACGGUAAAUACAUUUGAAAAAUCAAGAGCUGGAGUAAGACCCGAUCAUUUAAGAUUUUUUGGUGUCUGGGCUUGGACAAUAAUUAUUCAUGUCUCAAUGCCAUUGGCUAUUUUUUAUCGAUUUCAUUCGGCUAUUUGUCUUUUUGAAGUUUGGAAAAGUUGCUAUAAAUAUCGACCCGUUGGUGAUUGUCACAGAUUUUCUCAUCGACAUUGUAUUGAUCAAUAAAUGAUAUAACUAAUCGAUAAAUCAUGAACAAAAUAUUUUAAAGAAUUAGUGAAAAAAGUAGUAAAAUUUUAUACUGAGAUAUAUUUAGUAAAUAAAAUUUUCAAUAAAAGCUAUUAAAAUUGAUUUAAAUUUUUACUGUUACAAUAAAAUGUAAUAUAAUAAAAAAA
This is a messenger RNA of Leptopilina boulardi, 2844 nucleotides long. Its product is annotated as proton channel OtopLc-like. The coding region runs from base 647 to 2677 and encodes 676 amino acids. The record is from RefSeq and is a predicted model, not a curated record. Gene Ontology annotation, molecular function: proton channel activity. Gene Ontology annotation, biological process: proton transmembrane transport. NCBI's taxonomy places the organism in Eukaryota, Metazoa, Arthropoda, Insecta, Hymenoptera, Figitidae. Gene Ontology annotation, cellular component: membrane. The transcript is spliced from 10 exons.